AGGAAUCGAGGGGGGGAGAGAGGUUAACAUGGCGGACGUGAGAGCGUCCGAGGGCCGGCCAGAGAGUACGAGCCGCCCGAGGCGGGUGGGAGUCUGGAGGAGGGAACCGGGACGAGCAGGCCGGUCCCCGUGCAGCGAUGAGGCUCCUCCGGCAUUCCUCCUCCACAAACAAAAUGGGUGGACUCCACCACUCACAAGCUGUGUGACCUGCGGCAAGUUACCCAGGCUUCUCGGGGCCUCAGCUUCCCCAUCGGAGCAAUGGGGAUAGCAGUGGUGCUCACCUCAUGGGGUUGCCUGGGAAUGUGAGAGCCUAGCUGGAGAGGACAAGGGCAGAAAGCACCAUGAGUGGCGGCCCUAUGGGAGGCAGGCCCGGGGUCCGGGGAGGACCCGCGGCUCAGCAGAACAUACCCUCCACCCUCCUCCAGGACCACGAGAACCAGCGGCUCUUCGACAUGCUUGGACGAAAAUGUUGGACCCUGGCCACCGCAGUUGUUCAGCUGUACCUGGCGCUGCCCCCUGGAGCUGAGCACUGGACCAAGGAGCAUUGUGGGGCUGUGUGCUUCGUCAAGGAUAACCCCCAGAAGUCCUACUUCAUCCGCCUUUACAGCCUUCAGGCUGGCCGGCUGCUCUGGGAACAGGAGCUGUACUCACAGCUGGUCUACUCUACUCCCACCCCCUUCUUCCACACCUUCGCUGGAGAUGACUGCCAAGCAGGGCUGAACUUUGCAGACGAGGGCGAGGCCCAGGCCUUCCGGGCCCUGGUGCAGGAGAAGAUACAAAAAAGGAAUCAGAGGCAAAGUGGAGACAGACGCCAGCUACCCCCACCACCAGCACCAGCCAAUGAAGAGAGAAGAGGAGGGCUCCCGCCCCUGCCCCCACACCCAAGUGGAGACCAAGGGGGUACACCAGCUGGCCCACUGGCCCUGGGGCUGGUGACAGUGGACAUCCAGAACCCUGACAUCACAAGUUCACGAUACCGAGGACUCCCAGCACCUGGACCUGGCCCAGCUGAUAAGAAACGUUCAGGGAAGAAGAAGAUUAGCAAGGCUGAUAUUGGUGCACCCUGUGGAUUCAAACAUGUCAGCCAUGUGGGGUGGGACCCCCAGAAUGGAUUUGACGUGAACAACCUCGACCCGGAUCUGCGGAGUCUGUUCUCCAGGGCGGGAAUCAGCGAGGCCCAGCUCACCGAUGCUGAGACCUCCAAACUUAUCUACGACUUCAUUGAGGACCAGGGUGGGCUGGAGGCUGUGCGACAGGAGAUGAGGCGCCAGGAUCCGCUUCCACCGCCCCCACCGCCAUCCCGAGGAGGGAACCAGCCCCCACGGCCCCCUAUUGUGGGGGGUAACAAGGGUCGUUCUGGUCCACUGCCCCCUGUACCUUUGGGGGGUGCUCCACCCCCACCAACACCCCGGGGACCCCCACCCCCAGGCCGAGGGGGCCCUCCACCACCACCCCCUCCAGCCACUGGACGUUCUGGACCACCUCCUCCUCCUCCGCCUCCUGGGGCUGGGGGCCCGGCCCUGCCACCCCCCCCUCCGCCACCACCACCACCACCACCCAGCUCAGGGGAUGGGCCAGUCCCUCCCCCACCCCCACCUGCUUUGGUGCCUGGGGGGGGCAUGGCCUCUGGUGGGGGUCGGGGGGCACUUUUGGAUCAAAUCCGGCAGGGAAUUCAGCUGAACAAGACCCCUGGGUCCCUAGACAGCUCAGCGCCGCAGCCGCCACCCCAGAGCUCGGAGGGGCUCGUGGGGGCCCUGAUGCACGUGAUGCAGAAGAGAAGCAGAGCCAUCCACUCCUCGGACGAAGGGGAGGACCAGGCCGGCGAUGAGGAAGAGGAUGAUGAAUGGGAUGACUGAGUUGCCACCCCGUGCUCCUGCCCACCGGCCACAGCUCCCAUUCCAUCUGCUCUGGGCCACCCUCUGCUCUCUGCUUCCAGGGCCCCAAGCCCUGUUUCUCUCUUUCUUUUUUUUUUAAUGGAGACAGAGUGUCACUC
Molecule: messenger RNA, 1993 nt
Organism: Lemur catta (Ring-tailed lemur)
Lineage: Eukaryota; Metazoa; Chordata; Mammalia; Primates; Lemuridae
Gene: WAS
Product: WASP actin nucleation promoting factor
Exons: 14
Coding region: 342-1856 (504 amino acids)
Biological process (GO): actin filament organization
Molecular function (GO): actin binding
Source: RefSeq, a predicted model, not a curated record